AUGUUAAGACGCAACUUUUAUCUCGCUGGGUUAAUUGCUGUCACCGUGCAGGUGGAUAAAGUGCAUUCGACAGUCACGACCUCCUUAUCGUCGAUCUGUACUAAGGCAGAAGAGUGUUUCGUGGAUGAAACAUCGUCUAAAGUCUGCAACCGCUUGAAAAAGAAUUGCAAUCAGUGUGUGAUAGAGAAGGAGAACGACUCGGUGUUUUCAGCUUUGACUCGGACUGAAUACAUAUGUCUUGAUGUUGAUGACAAUGGAGACUGUCCUACUGGAACAACCAAGUGUCCUACAAGACUGAAGACGUCCGAUGAUGAAAAGGAACUAGAACCAGAAGAAAACAACCAAAGCUCGUAUACCGACCCAGACGAGAGUUCCAAGACUAUACCAACGUUCGCCUCCACCGAGAAGAAAUUGAUUUCCUCCAGUAGUGAAUCCAAGUUGCCCGUCCACAGCAAUUUAUCCACUAUCGAAGCCACGCCGACCAUCGAAGCCACGCCGACUAUCGAAAACUCUUCUACUGAGAAGAACCCCACGAUUCCUCUCUUAUCCACCGACCUGAGCGGCAACACCCCUACAUCUGAAACUCCAAAGAAGCCUACGCCCACGAAAACGUCAAAUCCAGUUGCGAAAUCGUCUACGAGCGAGGAAGAGGUACAGGAAGAUGCAUCGACCGGCGGCGCGCCCACUAGUUCUUUACAUGAAUCUGUUUCUACAUCUAAAGGAUCCAACUUUCCGCCGCCAGACGCUGCCGGCACCUAUGAAGCAAAGAAGGACAAAAGCAACAACCCCGACCAGAGCAGCAUAAGCUCGGCAGUGUCCCCUACGGUCACUACACGAACAGACGACAAGUCUACCACACGAGACACGAUCACUACACCAACAGACGACAAGUCUGUUACACGAGACACAGCGCUCAGUAACAAAAGCGACGCGUCAACCACAGCGAACCACGGAUCUACGUCAGACUCUAAAUUGGGCUUGAUUCUAUGCAUCGGUCUUGGCGCUGCCGCAGUAGUGGGCUUCGCAGGUUUUGUCGUUUGGAGAAAAAAGGCGGACGAUGAGGAUUCAGACACAGGAUUCUCUCCUAACAAACCAGAUAUGAGCCGUAAUGUGGUCUCACAGCCGUCUGCAACUUCAGUAUCCACGGCUUACUUAGCUCAGCCGAGCAAAUACGGAAACAACAAUUACGAAUACCGAUACAGCAAUAAUUAUGGCAACAACUACGGCGGCGACAAUGGCUACAGCAAGAAUCGCGCGGUGGCACGAUACGUUACUGGUUCAACUGUAGAUUCUGCGGCUGGAAGGGCUCCUAGCUACGGCAGGCCGUGUUCGAUUGACAUGGAUGGUGGAUAUGAUAGUCGUCGGACAGAUAGCAUCUUGGGUGGGACAGGUGUCAUAUUGAGCACCAAGUCGGGCAUGCAGUUCAGCGCCGGCCCAAGCCCUUCAAACAGUGACACGAACCAAGAUAUGUGGGGUAACGAAAUGGGCAGCGUCCGCCAGAAGUGCACGGCCAGUUGCGCGUCCGUGGAGUUUUGA
Messenger RNA from Peronospora farinosa, 1536 nucleotides. NCBI's taxonomy places the organism in Eukaryota, Oomycota, Peronosporomycetes, Peronosporales, Peronosporaceae. The record is from the annotation of a GenBank genome assembly.